Molecule: messenger RNA, 2204 nt
Organism: Physcomitrium patens
Lineage: Eukaryota; Viridiplantae; Streptophyta; Bryopsida; Funariales; Funariaceae
Product: rab GTPase-activating protein 22
Biological process (GO): activation of GTPase activity
Molecular function (GO): GTPase activator activity
Source: RefSeq, a predicted model, not a curated record
UAAUUUGUAAAUGACAGCCCACAAAGAUAUCAACUCGUCGCUGCGGUAAUAGAUUUGAAAAGGCAGAGCACAAUGUUGUCUGUGUGAAAUCUGCGUGGUAGGGGAUGGAAUCAAAUGAGCCAUGUGAUGUGUGUGUACUUCUAGGGGUUCUGUGCAGUUCUCGAGAAAUGGGAUAGCUGUGUUUUGCGUUCAAUUUCGGGCGGGCGAGGUCCCACCGCAAGUGUUGCAGUGUCCAAAUAAAGGGGGGCUGUAGUGGACUUGGCAAAUCCUAGGUUUACGUGAUGAAUUCGAUCGUUUUGGUGUGGCAAGUUUGAGUGAUAGGGUUAAUUUGGUCGGGUGGGAUUCGUUUUCGGAGGCGCGGUGUCUGGUGUUGGUGAUUUACAAGGUGCUGCAACAAUGUUGUAGAAGAGUCGGCUUCUCAUAUUUUCAAAUGGCGACCCGCGACCCGUAUGCCCUGAGACCUGACUGCACCGAUUCGGCUCCGCCUCGCUUCCGUGUCAAGGCCGGGAAAACGCUAAGCCCCACGGCUUGGUACCGAGCGUUCAACGAGGAUGGCCAGCUGAAAUUGGACAAAGUUCUCAAACGCAUACGAAGAGGGGGCGUUGAUCCAGCAAUUAGGGCAGAAGUAUGGGAGUUUCUGUUAGGUUGCUUUCCUCCCAGCACCACAGCACAAGAACGAGAUGCCACUCGAACAUCUCGCAGAGAGCAUUAUGCAAAGCUCAAAUCAGAAUGCCAGGCAAUGGAUGAUUUGAUUGGCAGUGGUCAGUAUGCAACUGCACCACGCAUAAAUGAAGAUGGUAGUCCAGUGGAGGAAUACAAUGGUGGAGAAAUUUCUGGCGCAGAGGAAAACAGCCCCCGCCGAAACGGACACACCAACGGAGCACAUCAAGGGACUUCAAAAGCCCCUUUCGAAAAGCCGGAUGCGAAGACGAUACAGUGGAAACUGAACCUUCAUCAGAUUGGAUUGGAUGUGGUGCGUACAGAUAGGAUGCUGCAAUACUAUGAAUCUCAAGAGCACAUGUCAAAGCUUUGGGACAUUUUAGCUGUAUAUUGUUGGUUGGAUCCUGCUAUCGGUUACUGUCAAGGCAUGAGCGAUUUCUGUUCGCCGCUAGUUUUGAUGUUUCCAAAUGAGGCUGAUGCGUUCUGGUGUUUUGAGCGCAUUAUGAACCGUGUGCGCGACAACUUCACUUGUACAGAUAAAGAAGUUGGCGUCCAGAAGCAACUUGGCGUGUUGGCGAUUUUGUUGAAAGUUUUAGAUCCCAAGCUUCAUCAGCAUAUAGAUUCUAUUGGAGGAGGAAAUUACAUAUUUGCUUUUCGUAUGAUCAUGGUUCUUUUUCGACGAGAAUUCACUUUUGUCGAUACUCUUUACUUAUGGGAGAUGAUGUGGGCGUUGGAAUAUACUCCACUAUCUCCACAUGAAGCGAGCACGAGUAGAGGCUGGAAUUUAAGGGUCAAAUACAAAGGUAGAGGGAAGUAUGACGCGCAAAAUGAAAAAUAUGGAGCAUCUAGAAUGCCUGGGGGAAACGCGCCCUUAUCCCUGUUCUGUGCUGUUGCAAUAUUUGAAAUGCAACGUCACCGACUACUGAAAGAGACUCAAGGAUUAGACGAAGUGUUAAAGCUGCUGAAUGACAUAACUGGGAAGGUCGACCCUAAGGAAGCUUGCAAAGCAGCUAUGAAGCUUCACAGGAAAUACCUACGCAGGGUGAGAAGACAAGCAAAAUGAUCAAACAUUAUGUUCUUCGUGUUGUAUUUCUUCUAUUUCCCCUUUUGAACCAUGUUUCAUCGUCAGUAAAUAAGUCGUGUGAGUUGGUAUAGACUACUGAUAAACCAUUCAUCCAAGAGAUCAAUUGGCACACAUUGGGCGACGGUGCUAAACGCUUCUAUCACCAGCUAUUUCAUUCGACUUGACUUGUGAAGUAGUUCAAGGUGGUAACGCAAGCUGAAAAUCCACCCUUUAGACACGUAAGAACGAUGGAUAGAAGCUUUGAGAAUGUGCAUUAUGGCUGGGCUGUAGCAGAAAGAGAGCGUAGUAGGGUAUAAGUGUGAGUACACAGUUCACAAGUAGGAAAGCACGGAGAUUGCACCAAUUUGAUAGAAAUGUUUUUUCUGAGAAAGUUUUGCAGUUCGCAGUCUAUUUGUUACUCUGGAUACAAGAACACACAAUAGAACUUUCUAUGUUUUAUCGUUGAUAUUAUAUUCUCUGA